AUGUCUGAAGACUGGGAUUCCGUCACCCGCAUCGGCAGCAAAGCCCGGGGCCCUGGCGCUGGCGGUGUCGAUCGCGAGCGUGUGAUCAAGGGAAAAUCAGCCAUCAAUGCCGCCGCCCGAUCAGGAGCAAUCGUUGGAACCGAAAAGAAAUACGGAACCUCCAAUUCCAAACCCAGCGUUGAUGGACAGCGAAACUUGAAAGUAGACCUCGCCGAUGCUCCUAUCGCUCCAGACAAGGUCGGCCGAGAUGUUGGCAAGAUCAUCGAGCAGAAAAGAGCAGCAAUGACGCCGACACUUACUCAAAACGAACUCGCCCGAAAAUGCAACACCACACAGAAAGUAAUUCAAGAUUUCGAGAGGGGAACAGCCGCUCCCGAUCAAAAAGUCUUCAACAAUCUCGAGAGAGUCUUGAACGUCAUAUUAAGAAGCAAAGAUGAAAAAAAGAUUGGUCAACCCAAGUUCGCCCCCAAAAGCAAAUGA
Molecule: messenger RNA, 480 nt
Organism: Exophiala oligosperma
Lineage: Eukaryota; Fungi; Ascomycota; Eurotiomycetes; Chaetothyriales; Herpotrichiellaceae
Exons: 2
Coding region: 1-480 (159 amino acids)
Cellular component (GO): nucleus
Molecular function (GO): DNA binding
Source: RefSeq, a predicted model, not a curated record